AGAAGGGGUGGUUCCAGAUUAGCAUAGCCUCCUCCCUUUCUCCACCUCCUUCUCCUCCAGCCCUUUCCUGAAAGAGGCUGGGGGGGAGUGGUGGGGAGUCUGCUGAAUGGCCUCUCGCUUCCCUAUUCAUUUCUUCUCCCGCUGCUGCCUCCUGCGCUCCUUGGCCGCUGCCGCCGCCAUCCCUCCGUUGCUCCGUGAAUGAAAGGCUGAGGCUGCGGGAGGCGCUGGCUUGAGAACUGCCCUGCAGACACUGCCGGACCGCCCGGGAGGGAACGAGCCGGAGCCGGGAACUGGAGAUGUAUGGUUUUCUUUCUCCUCCCAGCUUAUGAGACAGAGAAUGAUAGGGUGGGAGAGCCAUAGAAGAGGCUAGACUCAUCCAGAGAGGAGAAAUUGAGGUGUCUGUGGCUGCUGUGGUGCCCUUCGUCCCCGAUACAAGAGAUUGGUUGACAACAUCUUCCCUGAGGACCCAGAGGAUGGCCUCGUGAAAACUAACAUGGAGAAGCUGACCUUCUAUGCUCUCUCAGCUCCAGAGAAGCUGGACAGGAUUGGUGCUUACCUCUCUGAAAGGCUGAUCCGUGAUGUGGGUCGCCAUCGAUAUGGCUAUGUGUGCAUCGCAAUGGAGGCUCUGGACCAGCUGCUUAUGGCCUGCCAUUGUCAGAGCAUCAACCUUUUUGUAGAAAGCUUCCUCAAGAUGGUGGCCAAGCUUUUGGAGUCUGAGAAGCCCAAUCUGCAGAUCCUAGGCACAAAUUCAUUUGUGAAGUUUGCCAACAUAGAAGAGGACACUCCCUCCUAUCAUCGGAGCUAUGAUUUCUUUGUGUCACGAUUCAGUGAAAUGUGUCAUUCCAGCCAUGAUGACUUGGAGAUCAAGACCAAGAUCCGUAUGUCAGGCAUCAAAGGCCUGCAAGGGGUGGUGAGGAAGACAGUCAAUGAUGAGUUGCAGGCCAACAUCUGGGACCCACAGCACAUGGACAAGAUUGUUCCUUCUCUGCUGUUCAACCUGCAGCAUGUAGAGGAAGCUGAGAGCAGGUCUCCUUCACCCUUACAGGCCACAGAGAAGGAAAAGGAGAGCCCAGCAGAGCUGGCCGAGAGAUGCCUCCGAGAGCUGUUGGGCAGGGCUGCCUAUGGCAACAUCAAAAAUGCCAUCAAGCCUGUACUCAUUCACCUAGAUAACCAUUCUCUCUGGGAACCCAAGGUGUUUGCCAUCCGUUGCUUUAAAAUCAUCAUGUAUUCAGUUCAGCCCCAGCACUCCCAUCUUGUGAUCCAGCAGCUCCUGAGUCACCUGGAUGCCAACAGCCGAAGUGCAGCUACCGUCCGUGCGGGCAUUGUGGAGGUCCUGUCUGAGGCAGCUGUCAUUGCUGCUACUGGCUCUGUGGGUCCCACAGUGCUAGAGAUGUUCAAUACUUUGCUGAGGCAGCUACGGCUCAGCAUUGAUUAUGCCCUGACCGGCAGCUACGAUGGAGCCGUCAGUGUUGGUACCAAGAUCAUCAAGGAGCAUGAGGAGAGAAUGUUUCAGGAGGCUGUUAUCAAGACCACCGGUUCCUUUGCCAGCACACUGCCCACCUAUCAACGCUCUGAAGUAAUGCUUUUCAUCAUGAGCAAAGUCCCACUGCCCUCUCUCCAUCACCCCAUGGAGACUGGAAAGACGGGGGAGAAUAGGAACCGGCUGACCCAGAUAAUGCUGCUGAAAUCCCUCCUACAGGUAUCCACCGGCUUCCAGUGCAGCAACAUGCUGACUGCCCUGCCCAGUUCCUUCCUGGACCGACUUCUUUCUGCUGCUCUUAUGGAGGAUGCUGAGAUCCGCCUCUUUGUCUUGGAGAUCCUCAUCAGCUUCAUAGAUCGUCAUGGCAAUCGUCACAAAUUCUCCACUAUCAGCACACUCAGUGACAUCUCUAUCCUGAAACUGAAGGUGGACAAGUGCUCCAGGCAAGACACUGUAUUCAUGAAGAAGCAUUCUCAGCAGCUCUACAGACACAUCUACAUGAGCUGCAAGGAGGAGACUAAUGUUCAAAAACAUUAUGAGGCUCUCUACAGCAUGCUGGCACUCAUCAGCAUCGAGCUGGCCAACGAGGAGGUGGUGGUGGACCUCAUUCGCCUGGUGUUGGCUGUCCAGGAAGUGGCCCAUAUCAAUGAAGAAAAUCUGCCUGUGUACAACCGCUGUGCCCUCUAUGCUCUGGGAGCUGCUUACUUGAACCUCAUCAGUCAACUUACAGCUGUGCCCGCUUUCUGCCAGCACAUCCAUGAGGUAAUAGAGACCAGGCAGAAGGAAGCACCAUACUUGCUCCCAGAAGAUGUGUUUGUGGAGAGACCCAGGUUGUCCCAGAAUCUGGAUCAAGUGGUGAUUGAGCUCCUCUUCCGUCAGAGUAAGAUCAGUGAAGUUCUCGGGGGCAGUGGCUACAACUCUGACAGGCUCUGCACACCAUACAUCCCUCAGCUUACAGAUGAAGAUCGCUUAUCCAAGAGGAAGAGUAUUGGUGAAACCAUUUCUCUUCAGGUGGAGGUAGAAUCAAGGAACAGCCCAGAGAAGGAAGAGAGAGUGCCUGCUGAGGAGAUUACCUAUGAGACCCUAAAGAAGGCUAUUGUGGAUAGUGUGGCAGUGGAGGAACAAGAGCGUGAGCGGCGGCGGCAAGUGGUUGAGAAGUUCCAGAAGGCACCUUUUGAGGAGAUUGCUGCACAUUGUGGGGCCCGGGCAUCACUUCUACAGAGCAAACUCAACCAGAUCUUUGAAAUCACCAUCCGACCUCCCCCAAGCCCAUCUGGUACCAUCACAGCAGCCUAUGGCCAGCCACAGAAUCAUUCCAUCCCCGUCUAUGAGAUGAAGUUCCCUGAUCUGUGCGUAUACUGAGUGCCAAGAGUCCAAGGCCCUGUGGAGGAUGGGUCUGAGGGAGGUGAUCCCCACCCCCAUCCCCCACAACAUGGAAUCCUAACUGAGAUCUCGGGGGAGAAAUACAACUUCCAAGUGGUGACCACCUUCCUGAGAGAACAAGUUCCCUCAACCCUUCUUUUCCUCCUGCUCUACCAUCCCAGCUUUGCCACUCUCUUUCAGGCCCUCUAUGCCAGUGGGAGUCUACCUUGCCCACUUUGCCUUGCCUUGUAUGUCACCUGGGGCCCUUUAUAAGGAGAGAUUUGGGGGCUCUUUCCCAAUAAGAGAGAGCCUUGGUGAGCCUUUGGUUGAUGAGUUGGAAGAGGUUUUUUUGGUUUAUUUUUUCCCCCUUGAGACAGAGCCUAUGAACGAUCCAUGGAUAGGCUUUCCAUGUUUCAAAGGGAAGCCCUAUCAAAGAUCUCAGUGGCUUAUGAGCCUAGUUGAAAAUCUAGGGUUGAACAGAAAAUGGAAAUAAGGAAAGGAGACAUCCAACCUCAUGGGCAGUAUUUCCUAGAAAAAGGAAAGUGUUGGACUCUCUCUCCAGGAAUUUCCCAUCUACCAAGUGGAAGUUUGAAUCCCCACCUAACAGAGAUGCUUCAGAAGGGGGUGAGGUACUCAGAGAGCUUCAUCCUCACUGAUUAAUAGACUGAAAUCCCUUCUGCCUGAUGUGAAAAGUCACUGCACAGUUGGACCUAGGGCUAGGCAGAAGGGAAUGGGAUGCCUUAGAAAUUUGGGGGAAAACGGGACCAUGGCAGCUCUAAAACAAAGAUCUAAGAGGAAGCAUGGAACAUCCUUUCCAGGGAUGCCAGUGCUCAGCAAGUAGUUGAUACCAGCAAUUUUUUUCCUGCUCUUGUUCACCCAUAAUAGUUGGCCUGAGCCGAUAAUCUCGGCUUAAUGAAAUUAAGGACAAAGUCUAAUCUGAUAAAGGGAAAACUAGCAAAAUUUUGAGAAUGGGUAGAGAAAGCAGUUUCACCUUCAACUUUCACAUUGCCAAGGAGGCAAAUACACUAUAAAUUGGGAGUCCUGAAUCAUGAGAAAUUAUACCUGAGAAUGCUCUCUCAUAGGAGACAGAAGUGGUAAGGCUGUAUUUGUCUCACUCCCUCUUGGCUAUCUUACCAUCUCUACCUUAUCCGAGACAAUAGGUUAUGAUGUUUCACUGGUCUUUCUUCCUGUGGGGCAAAGGCCUAUUGGGAUUCUAGGCUAGAGAUUCAGAACAAGAGGUAGAUUAAGAUAAUAGAGACUCUCCAAAAAAACAGGAUGACAAGAAGCCUCAAUGCCCUAUUCUGAAUCAUUCCCUUCCCUCAUAGGGAAAGUUAUUUGCCCUGUCCUGGGCAGAGGGUCCCUGGGACUACCAUUGCUACAACAGGAGUUUACCUGCCAGCACUGAGAAUAUUGGGUGUAUCCAUCAAGGAAUGAAUGGGCCAGUUAUAUUGUCUUGAGAUUGCAGUGUGUGAGCCUGUGUAUAUGUGUGUGUAUGUGUGUGUGUGUGUGUGUGUGUGUGUGUGUGUGUGUGUGUGUGUAGGAGGUAGGGGGAGAGGGGAAAAGAGGGGAAGCAUAUGUGUGUACUCUUGGAUAAAGUCUAUAUGUAUAUUUUAUCCAAAUGAGGUGAUAUCUCUGAACUCCAGAGGGUGCAACAGAAGCUCCCUCAAAUUUUAGAUUUUUGGUGCCCCAAGCACCCUGCACUUUGUUAGGUACUCAAUAAACUUUUUAUAAAUGAUGGUGACAAGAAGUUGUUGCAAAGCUCAAUCGGAACCAAUAGAUAUGAGGCUCUAAGCAAUAUGGGAAAGUGGGGAGGAAAGUUUGACUUCAAUGCCCUUUCUGGUUCCAUUCUUUCCUUGCUGAUAUUCCCAAGGGCCAACCACCCUCAAAUGGGCCAUGGCUUAUCUAGAAAUCCAGAUGGCAGAUUCUGAUAGGCACAUCUCUCUCUAAAUAACCCUUUUAAAAUAGCCCUUCUUCUCCCAAUCCUCUAACUUUAUCCCCAAACUCAUUUAUUAGUUAAGCUGAGAUAAUUUACCUGAGGUUGAGUGAAUUAGAGAUUGGUGAGUGGUUUGCCCCCUCUAGGAGAGCAAACCUCUAGGAGGAAGAGGGGAAAGAGACAGAGAGAGAAAAAGGAAAUGAUAUGAGCCCAACUAUCAUAAGGUCACUUUCAGGCCUUUGCUUUAAUCGUUUCAGUAAUUACUGUAUUGGCCUGAAUAUAAAACCUGAAAAUAUAGGACAUGUUUCUAAAACAAGAUCCCUUUUUUAAAAAUGCAUUCUAAAGUUUUAUGCAAGCCUAUGAUAUGUUAGGGGAAAAAAUGCAGCCCACCUUCAACUCAGUCUCUGUUACUGCACUAUGAGUAUGCUAGGUGGUAUAAAUCCCACUUUCAGAGUUGGAAGGGCCUUAAGAAACCACUUUGUGUUAUCAUUAUCAGAAAAGGCUUCUCCCAUAGAACAUAUGUGAUAUGUAGUCAUUAGUCUUCAUUUAAAGACUUUCAGAGAACCUAUUAGUUCUUAAGGCAGCCCAUUUCCUCCAACUCAGAGAAUGUUUUUCACUCCAUAAAACUCAAAUUUAUCUCCUUCAACUAACUGUUCCUCUGCCCUCCAUGGUCAAGCAAAACAUGUCUGGUCCUCCUUUCAUGUAGGAUACCUUAAAAUGCUUUUUAAGAAAAUGAUCAUGUGUCUCCCACUAAGCCAAGCCUCCUUAUUGAUCCUUCUAAAGCAUGAUCUCAAGGCCAGUUGUUACCUCGGCCAAGGUACCUUCUUCUAGCUUAUCAAUGUGCUUGCCAAGAUGUCAAUCAGAACUAAAUAAAGACUCUAACCAGAGGAGUAUCAUUUGAUGAGGGCAGAAUUGUUCUUACCGGUUCCAUAUUCACUUAAUGAAAUUUUAGGUUGCAUGCGGUCCCUGAAAUUCAAGAUGGAGGAGAUCCAGACUUUUAAGCAUGAAAUUCCUCUCCAUUUUAUGUGAUAAAAUAUUUCUUGUUAAAAUAGGAACCUUUAAGUUAGCAUCAAAACACAUAGUUUCUUAGAAGAAACUUUGAAGACAAGAUAGAAAUCCUGAGGGCCAAACUAGGCUUUUCAAACUAAUUAGCUCCAUAGGAUUGUUCUUAGCACUUAACUCUAAAUUUAGCCUUAAAAAAUCUUCAGUUUCUUUCUUACUUGACUUUUGUCAUCCUUCCCCCACCUCUAGUGAUGUUUCUUGUGUCUGUGAUGCUGAGGAGUGGGGAUCAUAAAAUCUAGAGCCAGAAGGGAGCUUAUGGGCCAUAUGGCCCAACCUCCUCCACCCUCACCCCCAUCAUGCCCUCCAUUUCUAUUUUUUUUUUACAGAUAUGGAUUCUGAGGCUCAGAUUUAUGUAAUAAUAUUUCUAUAACACCUUUCUAAGUCUACAGAUGAGGGUAAUUCCACUAGAAGGUGACUACUGGUUUUGAUUAUGACUAUUUCUUAUUCCAUUGUGAAGGGGGAAAAUUAAUUAAAAAUAAAUAUCUAGAUACAUGAUUUAAAUCAGUGAUGUCAAACUCAUAUAGAAACCAGGCCACUUACCCAUACAUAAAGAUUCCUGGGGCGGGGGACUGUAUAUAUAACCACAUAUUAACAUUAUCUUUGUUCUGCUGGUAAUCAUAUUUAUUUGUAGUCAGCAGCAUGGAAGCUUUGACUUAGAGCAUCAAUUCUAUGCCCUUUCCACCCCCAUCCCCAAAUCAGGAGAAACUUUUCUGCACUUUUAUUUUCUCCUUGUGAAGAAGCUACUUCUGACUCUUCUGGUACCUGAGUUAAGUAAUGUCUAUUACCUAAUUUAAUCAACAGGUUAGACCAAAUUAUCUUAACAAUUAGCAACAAGUUGUAAUAGAUCAUUGGAUUCAAAGGGGCUAGAUUGAAUCCUAGCUUUUCUAAAGUAUUUAUGUGAUUAGGGCAAAAUACUUUUCUCUUGGACUUGGUUUCCUCAUCUGCAAAAUUAAGACAAUGGAUUAGAUUAUAGGAUCUUAUGGUUAAAGAACCUUAAAAAGUAAGCUAGUCCAGUGUCCUUAUAAGUGUGGAAACAGAUGGUCUAUGAGGUUUUUCCAGCUCUUGAUCAUAGGAACCUGUAAAAAUCCUGCUUCAAAGUCAGUGUGCCUUACAGCAAGGUAUUGCAGGGAGAAGUAGUGAGUUCUUAACAUUCUCAUCCCAGCAUUGAUCCCAGGGAAUGAGGAGGAGAUUAUUUCCUCUUCUUCGCCAAUCCCCCUUUGUUAUCUGUAUUGUGAGGAGGCCUUUUUCUUCUCCUGGGUAAAGGCAGUCAGAAACUAUCUUUCAAUCCAAUGCAGCAGAUAGUUAUUGAGUACCUGCUAUAUAUGAGCUCCAGUGCUAGGUGCUGGAAAUAUUAAGACAAAAUAAAAAAUCUAUGCCCUCAAUCAGUUUAUAUUCUAUCUGACCAUGCUCAGCUGGAUACUCCAUUACACUGUUAAUGGCCAAAAGAUGAGCUUCUGUUUUGAGAGAACUCUACUGUGAAUGCAACUAGAACUUUCCUGAGAAGACUUAAUCAGACAUGAAUAUAUUUGAAAACCCCAAUUUUUCUUAACUAAGCUGAGUUUUCCUUCAAGUAGGGAUCUCAGAGUCCUAUGGAUACUCCCUCCUUCAUCUUCUCAUUUGAGAGCAUAAAAAUACUAACUUCCAUUAAAAUACCCUCUUAAUAGAAAGUAAGAUUGGAAAAUUAGUAGUGUCAAGAUGAGGUUAAAUGAAGUCAUUCUGCAAAGAGGUGAAAAUCUAUGCUAGCUGCACUUAACAUUUGGGGGAAAUGUUCAAUAAGGUUGAGAGCUACAUUACGAUUUCAAUGGCCCUGCACCAAUCUGACUAGCACCUUCUCUACAAUGUGUGGGCAGCUAGGUGGUGGUGUGGAUAUAGAAUAGGAUAGCAGGCCUGAAGUCAGAAAGACUCAUCAUCUUGAGUUCAAAUUCAUCCUCAGACACUUAUUAGCUAAGUGACCCUGAAUAAUAUGUCACUUAUUGCCUUAGUUUUCCUAUCUGUAAAAUUAUCUGGAGAAGGAAUUGGCAAACCACUCCAGGGUCUUUGCCAAGAAAGCCCCCAGUAGCGUUGACAAAAUUAAUCAGGCACAACUGAAAUAUGACUUAACCAACUACCACUAUAAUUUAUUCUUGGUGGCCUGGAACUCAGAUAUACAGUAGAACUUAAUGACUUGGAACCUGCAGAAAAUUAAAAUAGCUCAAGGAUCAGGUUUAGAUCUUCUGAGGUCUCUGGGUUAUGAUCCUGUCUGAUUACAAUCCCAUUGUCCCUGAUAGGUAAUUCUCUCCACAGUGCUAAAUUAUGUUUGAUUCUAUAUAACUUGGAAGGCUGAGCCCAGCUCAGAAUCCAUGUUCUUAUUGGAUCCCUCGAGGGUAGCAUUGGCAGACUGCGCUGAAACAACAUGUCUACAUUUCCCUGGAAGAUACACGCAAUUUAGGGUCACUUAUGGUCCCCCUCUGCCAGCAAUCUUCAAAGUAAAAAUGAACUAUUUGCUUCAAGUCUAAUCCAGGCCCUAAGUGCUUCACGAAGAUAUUGUGAGUGGGGUUAUUUCUAUUUAUCUUUAUGCCCCUGGUACCCAACAGUUUUUGGCAUAGUGUCUGAACCUGUGAUUUGAUUGGUAUAGAGAACUCCCAGGGGAGGAACCUCCUACCCGUGUUCAGAUCAGCAAUUUCUCUGCAAUUUGGAUUGUCAGAAUAUACUAUUAGAAGAGGAAUGGGCUGCUGAAUUUGGAGUUGGGCCUAGAGAGUUUAAUUCUACCUGAGGACCAAAGAAGCUGAGUUCACCUCUUUUUCUGAGAGAUCUGGGAAUAGGGAAAAUCCUCUCCUUCCAUCUCCUCUCGAUUUCUGAAAAGCACUUAAUUAGCCGAAGGGGACAAGAGGCACUCCUAGCUAGAAAACCUGUAAAUGCUUCUGUCCUCAGAUUGCAACGUGUCUGUGUGUGUAUGUGUGUGUGUCCUAUCUAGACCUUUAUGUCCUGGGUGGGUGGGGUGGGGGAGAGCAUAAGUGCCACAUAGUUUCAAACACAUGUAUAUAAUAGCUGAUAGAUUUAUUUAUAUGUGGGGGUAGAAUUAGUGACUGAUAGCUUCUGUAUUUAAAAUUUAUUGGAACCCAUUGGCUUCAUUUGUGGGCUGAGGAAAAGGUAGUAGAUAUGGGGGGAGGAGGAGGGAGCUGUGGAGGGAUGAUACUAAAGUAAUUCUUUAGGGAAUGUUUGUCGAUAUUUUCCAAUAUGUCUUUAUGAUGCCCUUUUCAAAUAAAUGUUAAUGUUGUCUCCA
Sarcophilus harrisii (Tasmanian devil) is the source of this 9099-nucleotide messenger RNA. It is a transcript of the gene EFR3B, whose product is annotated as EFR3 homolog B. The transcript has 24 exons. The coding region runs from base 494 to 2842 and encodes 782 amino acids. The record is from RefSeq and is a predicted model, not a curated record. Gene Ontology annotation, cellular component: plasma membrane. NCBI's taxonomy places the organism in Eukaryota, Metazoa, Chordata, Mammalia, Dasyuromorphia, Dasyuridae. Gene Ontology annotation, biological process: protein localization to plasma membrane.